AGAGGAGAGUCAGGGAGGGAGGGAAGCUGGUGAAGCCGCGGAUAUUCACGGAGACGCCAAGUGUUUUUUUCUCUCGCUGUGGUGACACACUGCUGGUCUGCAGAGAGACAGAGGGAACGGGAAGACAGAGGGGGAAGCAGACAAGUGAAAGCAAGACGAGGCCCAGCCCAUCUUGCCAUUGAUCUUGAGGCGAUCAAGGAACCUACACCGAUGAGGAAACACUGAGACCGAUUCAAGGAUGGAUCCUGGCAAAUCUAACCUGGAGUUUUGACAUCUGGACUUCUCAGAUGAGUCUACUGUAUUCAACACUCCUCCACAUGCACAAUUUGGAUCCAUAUUACCAAGCAGACAAUGGAAAACUGAUCUGAGACAGCAAAUUCUCCCAUAAUCCAUCUGGAUUUUGGAUUUUCUUAAUUGUUGGGAAAUUUCAUUCAUGUGGGAUCAAGUUUACAACUGGGAAACGUCAUGCGAACAGCACUCCAGGUCGGAUGAUUGUCUUUCUUCAGCACCGUCAUGAAUUCUGACCAGGAUAUCCCAUUGGCUUGUCUAGCCAAAGGAAGACGACAUGCAGACAGACUUAUUUUUUCCCAGAAACUUGUGGCUUACACUGAAAUGGAGUGAGACUUUAGAUUUUUCUUUCUUCCACCUUUGGCUUGUAAAAAAAAAAAAAAAAACAGCAGAUCCAAACAAAGGUCAUUAACCUCACACUGAACCUGGAGCCUCUGACUGGCACAUAAAUGCACCUUUACUGUUUUGCAGCAGGAGGACGUCCGGUUUCAGCCUUCUGAGGUGCGGACAGAGCGUGAGCGAGGCGGUUGGCUGGCUAAGUCAGCUCCAAUGGGGGCCGGUUGUGACCCGGUCUGACCCUGGUUUGACCUUGCAGUGACCUUUGACCUCUCCGGUCCUGGCUCUCCACCUGCUCUGCUGCCUGGGUUCGGGAACGCUCCGCCCUGGGGCGCAGAACGAGCCAAUCAGAAUGAAGAAGAGCCGCAGCGUGCUGUCGGUGACUGGAGAAGAGGGCAAUGACACAGACAUAGCAGGUGCUGGGGAGAAGGCGGAGUCAUCUCGCUACAGCCGAUCCUAUACGUCUGGGGCCACGCUGGGGGCUGAGCUACGCAGAGGGAGGAGCAGAAGACUCUCGUCUAGUCUCCAGGUGCCCUGCUGGCUCCGCCCUCGGGAUCGCACCCGUUCACCAGAGGUCCUGAGCAAUGUGUCACGUCCCACAACUCUUCCUCUCCGGAUCCCACCACGCAUCUCCAUUACGCAGGCAGAUACUGACAGUUAUGAAGCAGAAAAUGGCGUUUCACCAGGUCACACCCCUCUGGGCUCGCAGAGUCCAGCCCUCACCCUGCACACCUCCUUCCCCCAGGGCCAGAGAAGAGAGUCCUUCCUCUACCGCUCCGACUCGGACUACGACAUGUCACCCAAGACGGUCUCACGUAACUCCUCCCUCGCCAGCGAAGGGCACACAGGAGAGGACUUCAUUGUCACACCUUUUGCUCAAGUACUGGCCAGUUUGCGAUCAGUACGGAGCAACUUCACCAUCCUUGCCAACGUCUCCACACCAACAGUCAAGAGGUCUCCUCUGGGUGGAGUGUGCGUCAGUCCCAGGGCGACGCUAUCAGACCAGCAGUACCAGCAGCUCGCCCUGGACACGCUGGAGGAACUGGACUGGUGCUUGGACCAGCUGGAGACCAUUCAGACACAUCGCUCUGUCAGCGAAAUGGCUUCCAACAAGUUUAAGAGAAUGCUGAACAGAGAGCUGUCCCACCUGUCAGAGAUGAGUCGCUCUGGUAACCAGGUGUCUGAAUACAUCUCCAGCACCUUCCUGGACAAGCAGAAUGAGGUGGAAAUUCCGUCUCCAACCCUGAAAGACAAACCUAUGAGUCACAUCAGCGGAGUGAGGAAACUGUCUCACAGCUCCAGCCUCUCCAGCACAUCAAUGCCUCGCUUCGGUGUCAACACAGACCACGAGGACGAGCUUGCCAAGGAGCUGGAGGAUCUGGACAAGUGGAGCUUUAACAUAUUCAGAGUAGCAGAAUUCUCCAACAACAGACCCCUCAGCUGCAUCAUGUACACCAUCUUCCAGGAGCGCGAGUUGCUGAAGACGUUUCGUAUCCCGGUCGACACCUUUGUCACUUAUGUGAUGACCCUCGAGGACCAUUACCAUGGAAACGUAGCGUACCACAACAGCCUCCAUGCUGCAGAUGUCACCCAGUCCACACACGUCCUCCUCUCCACACCUGCUCUUGAUGCCGUCUUCACCGACCUGGAGAUCCUCGCCGCUCUGUUCGCUGCAGCUAUCCAUGAUGUGGACCACCCUGGAGUUUCCAAUCAGUUCCUCAUCAACACCAACUCAGAGCUGGCGCUCAUGUAUAACGAUGAGUCAGUUUUGGAGAACCAUCAUCUCGCCGUGGGCUUCAAGCUUCUGCACCAGGAAAACUGUGACAUUUUCCAAAACCUCACCAAGAGACAGCGCCAGAGCCUUCGCAAGCUUGUCAUCGACAUGGUGCUGGCCACAGACAUGUCCAAACACAUGACCCUGCUGGCUGAUCUGAAGACCAUGGUGGAGACCAAGAAGGUGACGAGUUCUGGUGUGCUCCUCCUGGACCACUACACAGAACGAAUACAGGUAUUGAGGAACAUGGUGCACUGUGCAGACCUGAGCAACCCCACCAAGACGUUACCGUUGUACAGACAGUGGACGGAGAGGAUCAUGGAGGAGUUUUUCCGACAGGGUGACAAAGAGCGAGAGAGGGGGAUGGAGAUCAGCGCCAUGUGUGACAAACACACUGCGUCUGUGGAGAAGAGCCAGGUGGGUUUCAUCGACUACAUCGUCCACCCGCUGUGGGAGACGUGGGCCGACCUGGUGCACCCAGACGCCCAGGAGCUGCUGGACACGCUGGAGGAGAACAGGGAGUGGUACCUGAACACCAUGCCCCAGUCUCCCUCACCUCCCCCGGACAGGCACCACCAGCAUGACCGCUUCCAGUUCGAAAUCACCCUGGAGGACCUGGAGCACAACAACCACAACCACGUGCACCUGAGGAACAGCGGCGACGGCAGCGAUGCGGACGGAACGCAGGACAACCAGGCGGAGCCGAACGGCGAGGAGCAGAACCACACAGAAACUGAGAAAGAGGAAGACGAGGAGAAUCACAACAGCAAACAGAACGGAGUCCAGGACCAAGAGGAGGAGGAGGAGGUGAGAGAAGAAGAAGAAGAAGAAGAGGAGGUGCAGGAGAACUCAGCACAUGAGGAACAGGAAGAAGAAGAGGGAGGGCAGACCGAUGAAAUAGAAAAAGAAGAGGAAGUUAAUGAUGUAGUGGAAGAUGACCAAAAUCAGGAGGAGGAGGAGGCUGGCGAAGAAGGUGGAGAAAAUGAGGAGGUAAAGGAAGAUGAAGGUGAGGAAAACAUAAAGAAAGAAGAGACAGAAGGGGAAACAGACGGAGAGAAAGAAGAGACAGAAGGGGAAAUAGACGGAGAAAAAGAAGGUGAGGGGGAAGAGGAAACUGAAAAUGAGGAGGCUGAAGUGGAGGAAAACAGGGAAGAGGAGUUGGAGGAGAAUGCAGAGGAGGAGACAGAGGAAAAUAUUGAACCAGAGGAGGGUGAGAAUGAGGCGAAAGAAGAAGAAGAGGCAGAAGUGGAGGAUAAAGCUGAGGAAGAGGAGGGAGAAACUGAAGAAAAUGUAGAAGAUGAAGAAGAGGAAGGAGAAUUGGAAGAAGCAGAAGAGGAGGAGGAGGCGCCAGCUGAGGAAGAAGAGGAAGAGGAAAGUUAGUUGGGUGUAAAAUCACAAAUAAACCGAGUCAGUGAGGAAAAUUUAAGAAGAGACAAAGACGUGCAUAAGGAAAUGCAGAGAGGCUUCGACAGUCAGCAGUAUGACGGACGAGGAUAAAGAGAUGAAGACGACGUGCUCUGUGACCUGCUCAGAUACAGACGUCCUAAACGAACUUCACAGCUCACAGACCGACAGUAGAGCAGCGGACACAAAAACAAAAACCUUCCCGGGAACAAACAGGUUGUUAUAGUGUCUUGAUCAACUGGUAGUGAUAGAAAGACUAGAGUCUUCAUCGCCAAGUAUCUGUACAUCCAUCACUGCCGUCGGGGAUAAACUGGGGCCGAUGAUUAAAAAGGAGGGGGGGGGGGGGGCUGUUUUAUCGACCUUUUGUAGCUCCUGAAAUCUGAGAAAAAAACCCUGAAUACAUGCAAAUAAUUGCGUGCCUGUUUCUCGGUCUCAUGGAUUAUUACCCAUCGUCAAUGUAACACACACACACACACACACAGUGACUCAUUAGACUCAAGAAACACUGUUUAAAGAAUGUCGACUUCCUCUGUUUGUCAGAAAAGAGAAAAAAAAAAUGCAAAAAAAAAAAAGUCUGGAAAGUGUAGUCUGUCGUCUUAUAUUUACUACAAAAACUUUCCACUCGUAAGCAGGAUGCUGAGAACACACCGCCGGGCUCUGGUCUAGGAACAGUUCAAUGUCCUCACAUACUAACCUUAAAGCAACAAUGCUGGAUUUCUGAAACCACUUCUGAACAAUAGCUGGACCGUUUUUCUCAAAGUGGAAACAUUCACAGUCCAGCUCAAAAGGCUGACUUGUUGUACGUGUCGAUGUCGGUCCCUGUUUAAAUAAAUAAAUAAAAAGAAAACACCCAGUAUUCAUCCAGUUACAGCAGCGUCACCUCUUUGAUUCCCGGGUGAAUUGUGCCAAACUGUCCCACGACCAGCACUGAGCAAUUCAGCCGUCCUCCAACCAGGACGGCUACUCGUCCAUGAAGCAAUGAACUGUGGGACCAGGCUAACGGGUGUGUGAAGGUCUUCCACAAGUCCCUUUUUUUUUUGUUUGUUUUUGUAAAAAUGGUAUUUGGCACUUUAUCUAACACCCCUGUUACAUAUAUGUACAUAAUAAACAUGUAUUUUAAUCUGCUGAUGUCAUAAUAAAUAUGAUCAAUGAA
Seriola aureovittata is the source of this 4955-nucleotide messenger RNA. RefSeq names its product cAMP-specific 3',5'-cyclic phosphodiesterase 4C-like. Gene Ontology annotation, cellular component: perinuclear region of cytoplasm; cytosol; nucleus. The coding region runs from base 977 to 3778 and encodes 933 amino acids. The transcript is spliced from 17 exons. Gene Ontology annotation, molecular function: 3',5'-cyclic-AMP phosphodiesterase activity. NCBI's taxonomy places the organism in Eukaryota, Metazoa, Chordata, Actinopteri, Carangiformes, Carangidae. Gene Ontology annotation, biological process: signal transduction. The record is from RefSeq and is a predicted model, not a curated record.